Molecule: messenger RNA, 879 nt
Organism: Elephantulus edwardii (Cape elephant shrew)
Lineage: Eukaryota; Metazoa; Chordata; Mammalia; Macroscelidea; Macroscelididae
Product: protein PRRC2C-like
Exons: 7
Biological process (GO): cell differentiation
Source: RefSeq, a predicted model, not a curated record
GGUACAUACACUACCUCUUCCCUGAGUACAAAAUCAACAACCACAUCUGACCCUCCUAACAUUUGCAAAGUGAAACCCCAACAGUUACAGACAAGCAGCCUGCCUUCUGCAAGUCAUUUUUCACAGUUAAGCUGCAUGCCUUCGCUUAUUGCCCAGCAGCAACAGAGUCCACAGGUCUAUGUGUCUCAGUCGGCAGCAGUAACACAAAUGCCAGCUUUCUAUGUGGACACAACUCAUAUAUUCAAUACCCAGCACGCAAGAUUGGCUCCACCAUCCUUGGCUCAACAGCAAGGCUUCCAGCCAGGUCUUUCUCAGCUGGGUGGUUGCAACUCAGUGGUACACACCAACAACAACAUAUCCAAGUCUCAACCAGCCUUUAUGCAAAGCAGUCUGACCCAACCAUCGAUGGUUCUUUCUGGCACUGCCAUUCACAACUUCCCCGCUGUCCAACACCAGGAACUUGCCAAGGCACAGUCAGGUCUUGCCUUUCAGCAGACUUCAAAUACUCAGCCAAUUCCCAUUUUGUAUGAACAUCAGCUGGGUCAGGCAUCAGGAUUAGGAGGUUCCCAACUGAUUGAUACACAUCUUCUCCAGAGCCUGACUCGUCCUGCACAAGUAAGCCAGCCUUUCAGAGGAUUAAUCCCUGCUGGAACACAACAUAGCAUGAUUGCAGCCCCAGGAAAAAUGUCGGAAAUGGAAUUGAAAGCUUUUGGAAGUGGCAUUGAUAUUAAACCAGGAACACCUCCGAUCAGUGGUAGAAGCACCACACCUACAUCUAGUCCAUUUCGGGCUACUUCCACAAGUCCGAAUAGCCAAUCCAGCAAAAUGAACAGCAUUGUCUAUCAGAAGCAAUUCCAGUCAGCCCCUGCCACUGUGAGA